Molecule: messenger RNA, 4838 nt
Organism: Ochotona curzoniae (black-lipped pika)
Lineage: Eukaryota; Metazoa; Chordata; Mammalia; Lagomorpha; Ochotonidae
Product: zinc finger protein 883-like
Exons: 7
Coding region: 1170-3863 (897 amino acids)
Biological process (GO): regulation of transcription by RNA polymerase II
Cellular component (GO): nucleus
Molecular function (GO): RNA polymerase II cis-regulatory region sequence-specific DNA binding; DNA-binding transcription activator activity, RNA polymerase II-specific
Source: RefSeq, a predicted model, not a curated record
CACAGCGGUGCGUGUCCGCUGGCCGGGUGGUCGCUGGACACCGAGGCCCGGCCGCCUGCUGGCCUGCUGGCCGGGUGGUCGCUGGACAGCGAGGCCGAAGCCUGGUGGGGCACACCCGGGUCACCCCAAGGCCCAGCGGGCUGAAGCCGCGAUCGGACAGUCCUCGGGCGGCCCUCCUCCUGCGCUGACCUGUGAAUUUCCACGGAUGCAGGAGCAACCUGGCGAGGGAGAGAGCAGUGUGUGAGUUACGGAGGGACACGAUGCAGGCCUCUGUGGUCCUCGAGGACGUGGCCGUGGACUUCACCCGGGAGGAGUGGGCUUUGCUGGACCUUGCUCAGCGGAGCCUCUACAGAGAGGUGAUGCUGGAGACCUGCUGGAACCUGGCCUCACUCGGGUACCUGCUGCACACACCCCAGCUCUUCUCCCAGGAGCUACAAGCGGAGGCCCCAAAGACAGCAAGAGGAAGACUUACCCAAGACGUCUGUCCCAUGGAGCACCAGGAAGGCAAGAAUCCUUGGGAUAAACGGUCCUUGGGAUAAAAGUAAACCAGAUAAAAGCAAACAUACAACCUUGUUUUAUCCAAGGAGGCUGCUGCUCCAGAUGCCUUAAUGACUGUUCUCCCUGUCCUUAGCCAAGGCCUCCCAUAUCAUUCCUUCCUGUAAGUUCCAUGUGCAUGGAGCUCCAUUCCUGUCUGUCCUUUCUCUUUAUACUAGUCUACUUUUUUGCCAGCAGUUUCACUCUCCGUAGAAUUAUUUCUUACAUUUAAAAACACUGCUAUUUAUUUUUAUUUAUCUGAAAGGCAGAAAGAGCUCUUUCCAUCGUUGGUCCAUUUUCUACAGGCCUAUAACAGCCAACGCUCAGCCAGGCCAAAGGCAGGUGCUGGGAGUUCCCUUCGGAGCCCACCCAAGGGUGGUGGGAAGCCAGCACUUGGGCCAUUCUUGCUGUCUCCUGCACUGCUUACUAACAGGAAGCUGGGACUCAACCCAAGCACUCCCAGUCCAGCCUAACCACCGUGCCCAUUACCUGUCCUGUUUCUUAGCUGCUAACCAUCUCAACCCUGGCGGAAACAGCCAGACUGCUCAAAGUCCUCAGUGUACAGGUGCCCUCCCUUUUUCGUUUCAGCCUUUGAAAUACAACCAAAAGCUAAGGAACCAGUUGCUCUGCGAGAUAUGUAUGGAGAAAAAGCAUCCCAUGAACAGAAAAUUCUAAGAUUCAAAAGGAAUGAUUCUUGGUCUUCCAUUUUACAUGAAAUCUGGGAAUACCAUGAUACUGAUUAUCGGAACAAAAACCAGGAGAGACAGCUGAGUCACGUGGCAGAGAAUCCCUAUAAAUACAACGAGGAGCAUCAGCGUGGACACAGCUUGAACCAAGUCCCAAAUGUCAAGGGCGUGACUGCAGUCAGUUCCUACGAAUGCCACGAGUGUGGCAAGGUCUUCACGGAUCAUCCAUCACUUGAGGCCCACCUGAGCUCUCACACAGGGAGCAAGCCCUACCGGUGCAAGGAGUGUGGGAAAGCCUUCCACUUCCUCGCUUGUUUUAAGAAGCACGUGAACACUCCCAAUGAAGGGAAGCCCUACACGUGUAAGGAAUGCACGAAAGCCUUCCGCUGUUCCUCCCUCUUCAGGGCACACAUGAAGAUCCACACGGGAAAGACCAGCCAUGAAUGCCAGGAAUGUGGCAAAGCCUUCAGCUGCUCUUCUUCCCUCACAGAACACAAAAGAAUUCACAGCGGAGAUAAGCCCUACGAAUGUAAGGAGUGUGGCAAAGCCUUCAGCUGCUCCUCCUCCCUGUCCAAACACAAGAGGAUGCACAGUGGAGACAAGCCGUAUGCGUGUAAGGAAUGUGGGAAGGCCUUCAGCUCUUCCUCUCACCUCAUCAUCCACAUACGGAUUCAUACCGGGGAAAAGCCCUAUGAAUGUAAGGAUUGUGGCAAGGCCUUCAGCGAGUCUUCCAAACUCACCGUACAUGUGAGAACACACACAGGAGAGAAGCCCUACAAAUGCCAGGAGUGUGGAAAAGCUUAUAACUGCCCCUCCUCCUUGAGUAUCCACAUGAGGAAACACACUGGAGAGAAACCCUACGAAUGCCUGGAGUGUGGGAAAGCCUUCUAUCUGCCCACCUCCCUUAAUACACACGUGAAAAAUCAAAGCAGAGAGAAGCCUUGUGAGUGUAAGGAGUGUGGCAAGGCCUUCAGCUGUCCCUCCUCCUUCCGAGCACACGUGAAAGAUCACCCUGCAAAGAUCCAGUAUGAAUGCAAGGAGUGUGGCAAGGCCUUCAGCCGCUCCUCAUCCCUCACGGAGCACCUAAGGACGCACAGUGGAGAGAAGCCUUACACGUGUAAGGAGUGUGGCAAGGCCUUCAUCAGCGCCUCCCACCUCACGGUCCAUGUCAGGACACACACCGGAGAGAAGCCCUACGCGUGUAAGAAAUGUGGGAAGGCCUUCAUUUACCCCUCGGCCCUGAGGAUCCACAUGAGAACACACACUGGGGAGAAGCCCUACGAGUGUAAGGAGUGCGGGAAAGCCUUUCGCCAUUCUUCCUACCUCACUGUCCACGCAAGAAUGCACACUGGAGAGAAGCCCUUUGAGUGCCUGGAGUGCGGGAAGGCCUUCAGCUGCCCCUCAUCCUUCCGAAGACACAUGAGGAGCCACACUGGAGAGAAGCCGUACGAGUGUGAGGAAUGCGGAAAAGCCUUCGUCUGGAACCCGCAUGCUAGUAAUCACGUUCGGACGCACACGGGGGAGAAACCCUACGAAUGCAAAGAAUGUGGCAAAGCCUUCACCACGUCAUCAAGUCUAACUGAACAUUUCAGGAUUCACACUGGAGAGAAACCCUAUAAAUGUAAGGACUGUGGCAAAGCCUUCACCAAGCGCUCAGGACUCACGACACACACGCUGACACACACUGGACAGAAGCCCUACACGUGCCGGGAGUGUGGGAAAGCCUUCACUUCCUCCUCGUGCCUCACCCUGCACGUGAGGACUCACACUGGAGAGAGACCCUACGAGUGUAAGGAGUGUGGGAAAGCCUUCCACGCUUCCUCAUACCUGCGGAAGCACGCUCGAAUUCACACGGGAGAAAAGCCCUAUGAGUGCAAGGAGUGUGGGAAGGCCUACAAAAGAUGUUACCUGCUAACUGAACAUUUGAAAACUCACACGGUAGAAAAACCCUUUCAGUGUAAGCUGUGCGGAAAAUUCUUCCGAAGCUCUGCGUGCCGUAAUAAACACAUCCGCAUUCACACCGGCAUCAAGCCCUACAAAUGUCAGUACUGUGAGAAAGCCUUCGCGGUCUCUUCGAGCCUGACUGAGCACGUGAGGACUCACACCGGGGAGAGGCCGUACGAGUGCACGGACUGCGGGAAGGCCUUCACCACGUCGUCCAGCCUCAUCGUGCACAGAAGGACCCACACGGGGGAGAAGCCCUACGGGUGCAAGGAGUGCGGGAAGUCGUACAAAAGGAGUUAUCUGCUAACGGAGCAUCUGAAAACUCACACGGGGGAGAAGCCCUUUCAGUGCAGCCUGUGCGGGAAAUCCUUCCGGAGCUCCUUGUGCCUUACCAAGCACGUCCGUGUUCACAGUGGAAUAAAACCCUAUAAGUGCAAAGACUGCGGGAAAGCCUUCACGGUUUCUUCAAGCCUGUCUCAGCACGUCAGGACUCACACCGGGGAGAAGCCCUAUGGCUGCAAAGAAUGUGGGAAGGCCUUCACCACGUCCUCAAACCUUUAUCACCAUGAAAGAAUUCACACGAGGGAGAAACCCUACAAAUGUCAGGAGUGCGGGAAGACAUACAGUAGAUUUUACCUACUGACGGAACAUUUAAUAACUCACACAGAAGGAAAAACUCUGGAAUGGAAGGAAGGCUGAGCGCCCUGGAGGAGCUUCUCGUGUCUGGUAAGAAUGUAGUGUGAGGAGCGGGAGGAAGGCACACAGCCCAGAUGCCCGUGACGGAAGGCAUGUGGGAGAAGCAGCGAGCCUCAUCCUGAGGGGAUGCACUGCAGGAAAUACACACGCCUUUUCUGCUUAGGUCUUGUCAUGGUGACAGAUACUACUGAUACAGGUGGGAAAGUUGUAAUUUUCUUAAAUACUAUGAUGUUUACUUGUGCUCCCUGGAGAAAACUGUUAUAAAGACAAUAAAUGUUGGAAAGUCAUUAUUUGUUAUUAAUGUUCAUUUAGUAAAUACGACUCACAUAAGAAUAACUGAAUGUUUGCAAUAAAGGAAUUGUGUCCUGAACCUUGUCUGACACAAAUACGGCUUUCUAGGUGGUUCUGUAGGUCUGUUUUGAACCUUUGGGAUCGUGUGAGUCAUUCCUGAACCCGUGUGUCUCUCCUCUCGUGUCAGUCGUUCCUGGACCGGUGUGUCUCCUCUGUAGCCACACCACUCUAGUCCAUUUGUUACAACUUCAGGUUGCAAUCCUGCCAAAAUUGGGCUGUCGGAUAGAUUUGAUCCUAAUGUAGAUCCUGUGGUCCCUUUGUCACUUUCUUAGUUUCCACUUGUGGCAGCUCACAUAUUGUGAGUUUGAGUGUUGUUAAAAGCUCUUGUACCUCUAUGUAAGUUAACUGCAAGCAGGGGCGAGUCAGGAACAGGUAAUAGCUGCUAAGCAUAAACUGGAUUUCCUGACCGUAAGCUGACAAUACAGUGACACAAUACAUGGGAGGAGUGCCGGAAGGCCUUGGCCUGCAGAUCCACUUGACAGUUUAGUACAGCAGUCAUCGCAUGCUUGGACAAAGCAACAGCUCAAACUGGCAUUCUCAUCAAACUCAUAUUCCUGACAUAAGUUAUAAAGCAGCAUUACUGACCUCACAGAAUUUCAGAUAUUUCCAUAGCAAUGCCAGGUAUAC